Messenger RNA from Gamsiella multidivaricata, 1357 nucleotides. RefSeq names its product septin. Gene Ontology annotation, molecular function: molecular adaptor activity; GTPase activity; GTP binding. Gene Ontology annotation, cellular component: septin ring; septin complex; microtubule cytoskeleton. Gene Ontology annotation, biological process: cytoskeleton-dependent cytokinesis. Lineage: Eukaryota; Fungi; Mortierellomycota; Mortierellomycetes; Mortierellales; Mortierellaceae. The record is from RefSeq and is a predicted model, not a curated record. The coding region runs from base 212 to 1357 and encodes 381 amino acids. The transcript is spliced from 8 exons.
CAUAAAAUAUGGCCUCUCUCCUUCAUCUGAUUCUUUGUCUUCUUGCCCCCACCCCAUCCUUCCAUCUGUCGGAUCCCAUCCUCUCAUCCUCAACCCAUAUAUCCUCCUCUCUUCUCUGACACUUUUACGCUCUUUACCGCCGUUCACGUCUGUGCACACUCAAGCCUCCCACUCACUCCUUCCUUUCCAGCGUAACCCAUCUUUGUCAGCCAUGGCACCAGUUCAAGUCGGAGCAGGCAUCGGUAUUGCCAACCUGCCUAACCAGCGCCACAAGAUUGUCGCCAAGCGUGGCGCCAACUUCACCCUGAUGGUUUGCGGUGAGUCUGGUCUUGGCAAGACCACCUUCAUCAACACCCUCUUCACCACUACCAUCAAGACCCCAAAGACCUACAAGCGUCGCUUCAACAAGUCUGCCGAGAAGACUGUCGAAAUCGAGAUCAUUCGUGCUGAACUCGAGGAGAAGCAGUUCAACGUCAAGCUGUCUGUGAUCGACACUCCCGGAUUCGGGGAUUAUACCAACAACCGCGACAGCUGGAUGCCGAUUAUCGACUUUAUUGAUGAUCAGCAUGAGUCGUACAUGCGCCAGGAGCAGCAGCCUAAGCGCCACGAAUUGAGCGACAUGCGUGUGCAUUGCUGUCUGUACUUCAUUCGUCCCACGGGUCAUACGUUGAAGCCCUUGGACAUUGAGGUCAUGAAGCGGUUGGGAACGCGUGUCAACUUGAUCCCCGUCAUCGCCAAGGCCGAUACCAUGACACCUACGGACCUGCACAAGUUCAAGAAACGUAUCUUGGAGGUCAUUGCCGCCCAGAACAUCCAGUGCUACACUUUCCCCUUGGAGAGCGACGAUGAGGCCAGCACCAAGCGCAACGUCAGCAUCAUGAACGCUAUGCCAUUCUCCAUUAUCGGAAGCACUGACGAUGUGCUCACUAUGGACGGUCGCACUGUCAAGGGACGCCAGUACUCUUGGGGAGUCGCUGAGGUCGAGAACGAGGACCAUUGUGACUUCAAGAAGCUGCGCCAGCUGUUGAUCCGUUCGCACAUGUUGGAUCUCAUCAGCUCGACUGAGGAGACCCAUUAUGAGAACUACCGCAAUGCCCAGAUGGAGACUCGCAAGAUUGGGGAGCCCAAGGUCAAGACUGUGACCAACCCCAAGUGGAAGGAAGAGGAGGAGGCCCUCCGCAAGCGCUUCACUGAGCAGGUCCGUCUGGAGGAGAACAGGUUCCGCUCCUGGGAACAGCAGCUCAUUGCUGAACGUGAUCGCCUGAACAAGGACUUGGAGGCUGAGCAUUCACACAUCAAGGCUCUGGAAGCCGAGUUGGAAUCGAUGCAAGCCGGUCUUUCUCCCAAGCGCAAGUAA